This is a messenger RNA of Funneliformis caledonium, 132 nucleotides long. The record is from the annotation of a GenBank genome assembly. Lineage: Eukaryota; Fungi; Glomeromycota; Glomeromycetes; Glomerales; Glomeraceae.
AACAAAUAACUCUGAUAUUAGAAGAAUUAAACUUUUUACUUGAAGUUUACAUUGACAGAGAUUUAGAUUUAAACAAAACCUUAGCUAAUAUACCUAUUAUAGCAGAAAUUUAUGCAAACUUCAAACACGCAA